This is a messenger RNA of Gossypium raimondii (Peruvian cotton), 1125 nucleotides long. RefSeq lists its product as uncharacterized. The record is from RefSeq and is a predicted model, not a curated record. Bases 1 to 1125 code for a protein of 374 amino acids. NCBI's taxonomy places the organism in Eukaryota, Viridiplantae, Streptophyta, Magnoliopsida, Malvales, Malvaceae. The transcript is spliced from 5 exons.
AUGGGUAGUAUUCCCAGUCUGGAGACCAACGAGAUAGUUGGUACUCCCACUUCUAAGACGGAGUCCCUGACUCCGACGACUGGGGACGACGCAUUGUCCCAGGCCAUGAUUCAAGCACUAGAGAGGGUCAUAGGAACCCAUUCGGGAUUGAAUUGUUCAGGGGGUCAUAGGAGUUGCUCCUACGCAUCUGAAUAUGAUAAGUGCGUGAGGUUUGAGGAAGGAUUGAGAUAUGAUCUGCGGAUUCUGAUAGCUCCUCAGAGGGAGCAGUGCCCUAAGAAGCAAGCGAGGUUUGACCGGCCCCCGAGGGCUGAGGCACCAGUUGUAGUGACUGAGAUUCAGCUGUGCAGUGAUUGUGGGAAACGCCAUCCGGAUGAGUGCUGGAGGAAGUUAGGAGCGUGCUUCAUUUGCGGGUCAAUGGAGUAUCAACCUUUGAAAGUGGUUCAGCAACCGCCUAGAGGUUGCAGUAUUGGUAGAGGCGGUAAUAGUUUGGGGAAAGGACAGAGGGCACUGGGUAGAGGUGCAGGUCAAACUGAGACUCGUCAACCGGUAUUGGUUUAUGCGGUGAGACGCCACGAGAAGAGCGAUGAUGCUAAUGUCAUUACAGGUACCUUCUUUAUUCAUUCUUUUCAUUACUAUGCUGUCAAUGAUAUUGGCUCUAAUCACUUGUACAUUGCUAGUGUUGUUUCUGUAAAUCUGGGUUUAGCUACUAAAAAUAAUGCUAGAGAGUUUUCUGUGAUUAGUCCUUUGGAACAUCAGGUCAGUUUAGAUUGUGAAACUAGAAUAUUUACUUUGAAAACGGAUGAGAAUGAUGAGGUGGUUAUGGUUGGUGAGCAUCGAGAUUACCUCUCUAAUGUAAUCUCCGCUCUUGUAGCAGAUAAGUUAGUCCAAAAGGGGUGCGAGGCAUACGUUGCCUACAUAUCUGAUUCUGUCCCUGCAAAACUUUCUGUGGGAGAUAUAUGCACCGUGAGGGAAUUCUUGGACGUCUUUCCCGAGGAAUUGCCCGAAGUCCCUCCGGAUAGAGAGGUAGAGUUUGAAAUUGAUAUGUCACCAGGUACUUCUCCGGUGUCCAUUGAGCCCUACCGCACGGCACUGAAAAAGAUGACCGAGCUGAAAGCACAGCUUUAG